CACGUACGAAUGUUCCUUCUUUUCUUCGGCAUCUUGGUUGGUUCAGUCAAUCAUCAACGACGAGACCAGUUAAAGAACACCAGUAAACGACCAUGGCGCAAGGGCUUCUGCUAUGGAGUCCUUGCCAUCCCCACUCGUACUCACUUCGCUUCAUACUUGUCAAACCUCACAGAACAAAACUCACAACACUUUCCAUCUCUGCCACUCUAGACUCCCCAAACGAAAUUACCCAAGAGCUCACUGCAAGAGAGAGAAGGCGUCUCAGAAACGAGAAGAGAGAGAGCAAAAUGGGGACCAACUGGAGGGAAGAAGUAGAGGAGAGGCUUCUCAAGAAACCCAAGAAGAGAUAUGCCACUUGGACCGAGGAGCUCAACCUUGAUACCCUCGCUAAUUUGGGUCCUCAAUGGUGGGUCGUUCGUGUUUCUCGGGUCAGGGGUCACGAGACUGCCGAACUCAUAGCUCGUUUGCUAGCCAGGAACUUUCCCCAAGUGCCCUUUAAGGUGUAUGCACCUGCAGUUCAGGUGAAGAGGAAAUUGAAAAACGGCUCCAUUUCAGUUAAACCAAAACCUCUGUUUCCAGGGUGUGUUUUUUUAAAGUGUAUAAUGAAUAAGGAGAUCCAUGACUUUAUAAGAGAGUGUGAAGGAGUUGGAGGUUUUAUUGGCUCCAAGGUUGGAAAUACGAAGAGACAGAUCAACAAGCCAAGGCCUGUGUCUGAGAUUGACAUGGAAGCAAUUUUCAAAAAGUCAAAAGAAGAGCAAGAAAAAUAUGAACAAGAGUUUAAGGAAGAGCAACAACAACAAGAGAUCCUUAACUCUUCACAACUCAACGCAGAACCACAGUCAGAUUCCGUACCAAAACGGCGAUCCAAGAAGGCUUCUGAUCCACUGAAGCUUCUUACCCCAGGUUCUACUGUCCGAGUUGUAUCUGGGAAUUUCGCGGAAUUUGAAGGAUGCCUUAAGAAGGUCAAUCGCAAAACAAAAAAGGUAACUGUGGGAUUUACACUGUUUGGGAAAGAAAGCUUAGUAGAACUAGAUGCCAAUGAAAUCGUUGCAACGACAACUUGAUGUAAAUAUGUUAAAUUGUCAAAACCAUUAUUAAUUGGUAAGUUUUACCCUUGCUUU
This is a messenger RNA of Humulus lupulus (European hop), 1121 nucleotides long. RefSeq lists its product as uncharacterized. Gene Ontology annotation, biological process: DNA-templated transcription elongation; transcription elongation-coupled chromatin remodeling. The record is from RefSeq and is a predicted model, not a curated record. NCBI's taxonomy places the organism in Eukaryota, Viridiplantae, Streptophyta, Magnoliopsida, Rosales, Cannabaceae. The transcript is spliced from 4 exons. The coding region runs from base 93 to 1064 and encodes 323 amino acids.